AUGUGUGAAGAGAGCUUAUGUGAGAAGAUUGUGCCACUGAUCUCCAAAAAAAGAAGAUCUGAUGAAGACAAUGAUGCUCUCUCUGGUUUGACAAAGAAGUUUCCUAAAGUUAUAAAGUCAUUUUCUCACAAUGAUCUCUACAAGAUCACUGAGUACUACAAGCCCUACCUGGCAUAUGUGAUUGACUACGACAUCACGAGUAUCCUGCAGAACCUGGCCACCAAGAACAUCCUCACUAAUGACGAGGCCAAGAGAGUCAAAGAAAAAGAAGAGUGUGAGGGGAGAGCAGGUGUGGAGUCCUUCAUCAGUGACAUAAUGAACAUGGACAGAGGUAUGCUGGUCAACCUGUGGGAGGCAUUGGCUGAAGAACGUGUCAGAUUUCCGUCACCAAACCUGACACGAAUAUUGAAGGAGGUGACAGAGGGAGGACCAAACAUUUUGUUGGAUAUUCAGGCCAGUCUCCAGCCCCCUCCCAUUAAGGCUAAUAUUAAAGACCUUUAUGAAACACACAGGGGUGAUGUGUCUGAAUCCACAAGAACUCUGGAGGAUCAGGCUUCUCCUGAUGACCCAAACACAAGAGACGUGGGCUUUGAGACUCGAUACACAGACUUGAUGAUCAUUGGUCAGUACAAAAGGACCUACGAUGAGAGGCACCAUGAACUUGUGAAGAUGGGGAAGACUCAUGCAGAGCUGAUGGAGGAUUGGACAAAAGAGAAAUGUGAACUUAUCUGGAUGGAGCAGCUUUUUAGAAGGAGUCCAGGAAAUCAGACUGCUCCCUGUACUGUAGUGGUCAGUGGAGUGGCUGGAAUGGGAAAGUCCACCAUGGUCCAGAAGAUCAUGUUUGACUGGGCCAGAGGCACUCAGUACCAGAGGUUUUCAUUUGUGUUUCUGUUUAAAUUCAGGGAGCUCAACCUCCUCGACACAGAGACAGAACCCCAGAUGCCUCUAACCAGGCUGAUUGUAAGGCACUAUAAAUAUCUCAGUGACCCAAGACUAAGAGAAAUCUUGCAGAAACCUGAAUCUCUACUCUUUAUAUUUGAUGGUCUUGAUGAAUACAAACACAAACUGGACUUCAAACAGAGGCGGUUCUGCACAAACCCAAAUGACUUCUUUCCUGUCCACAACCUGGUCACCAGCCUGUUCAAUCAGACAUUACUGAAAGGCUGUACAGUCUUGAUCACAACCAGACCAACUGCCCUGGAGACCCUGGACAUGGAGAGAGUUGAUCGAUUUUUGGAAAUCUUGGGGUUCUUCCCUGAACAAAGGCUGAUGUACUUUAAAAAGUUCUUUGGUGAUGAUGCUCUAAGUGAUGAGGCUUUUAAGUACGUGGAGGAGAAUACAAUUCUGUACACCAUGUGUUUCAAUCCCUCGUACUGCUGGAUUAUCUGCUCUGUGCUGAACAGCCACUUCAUGACACCUGAAGGAGAACGAGGAGCUGCCCCCACGACCAUAACUGAGCUCUUUGUGAUGUUUCUUCACAACAUCCUGACCAAACACAAGCGACAAGCUGAAGACCAGCAGGGAAUCCUGAUAAAACUAGGAAAGAUGGCUUAUUAUGGAGUGGCCAACAGAAAUCUUGUGUUUUAUGACAAGUUUGAGAUGUCCACCUUUGGUCUACAGCCGGUCCUGCCCUCUCCAUUCCUCUCAGGGUUCCUUAAAGAAAUCCCUCAGAGAGAAAGCACUCUGGAGCAUUUGACGUACACAUUCUAUCACCUCACCCUGCAGCACUUCAUGGCUGCUUUAUCAUUUUUGCUUGAUCCAUCAGGGGGCAUCGAGGAGCUACUUGUGAAGCUGGACUCAUGUAAAGAUGGGAGGUUUGAGAUUCUCACUCGAUUCCUGGCAGGAUUGGCCAGGCCUUCUGUGUUUAAAACACUAGGGGGAGUCCUGGGAGAGUUUGAGAGGAAGAAGGCAAAGCAAAUACUGGAGUGGGUGAAGCAGAAAGCUGAACAGGCGCUACAGGAUAAAGAUAAAAGUGAAGCUCUGCGAGUGUGUCAGUGGCUCUAUGAGACUCAGAAUAAGAAAUUAAUAAGAGAUGCCAUUGGGAAAAAUUUAAAGAUGAACGUUAGUGACAUGACUUUAUCUCCUCUGGACUGUGCUGUGCUGGGCUCUGUCAUUAGCUGCUGUGGAGAACUUGAGGAGCUCAACCUGUCAAACACACCACUGACCUCAGAGUGCAUCAGGAGACUGGCGCCAGGGCUCAUCUGCUGCAGACGUGUCAAAGUUGCUGAUGAGAGAGCUGCUGUGUCUGUCUCUCUGUACCUCUGUCUUCAUUUCCUUUCUCUUCAUCUCCACAGUCUGACCUCAAGUCAACUCACCAUUGAAUGCUGCUUAGCUCUCUCCUCGGCUCUCUCUGCUGAACACUCACGACUGACCGAGCUGAAUCUGAGCUACAAUAAACUAGGCGAUUCAGGAGUGCUUGAGCUGUGUAAGGACCUGAGGGACCCAAACUGUAAAUUAGAGAAGCUGAGAAUAUCAGAGAUGUUAACUAUCAUUAACACUCAGUCACACUGUCUCCUCUUCUCUCUUUAUCUCUACAGUCUGGAAUCAUGUCUUCUCACCUCUGAAUGCUGCUCAGCUCUCUCCUUGGCUCUCUCUGCUCCACACUCACAACUGACUGAACUGCAGCUGAAUGACAAUAAACUGGGGGAUUUAGGAGUGGAUCAGCUGUCUGAGGGCCUAAGGAGUGAAAACUGUAAACUAAAGACACUGAGGCUAUCCUCCUGUGAUCUCACCUCGAUGUGUUGUUCAGAUCUCUCCUGUGCUCUCUCUUCACCACACUCACAACUGACAGAGCUGCAGCUGAAUUACAAUAAACUAGAGGAUUCAGGAGUGAAUCUGCUAUGUGAGGGGCUGAGGAGUGAAAACUGUAAACUAAAGACACUGAGCCUGAGGUCAUGUCAUCUCGCCUCAACAUGUUGUUCAGCUCUCUCCUCAGCUUUUUCUUCUCCACACUCACAGCUGACUGAACUGGAACUGAAUGGCAAUAACCUGCAGGAUUCAGGAGCAGCUGAGCUGUGUGAGGGGCUGAGGAACAUAAAUUGUAAACUUAAGAAACUGAGUCUUUAUCUCCACAGCCUAUCUGAAUGUCGUCUCGCCUCUGGAUGUUGCUCAGCAAUCUUGUCCGCUCUCUCUGCUCCCCACUCUCCAGUGGCUGAGCUGGAGCUGAGCUACAAUGAACUUUGUGAUUUAGGAGUGACUGCGCUGUGUGAUGGGCUGAAGAGUGAAAACUGUAAAUUAGAGAAACUGAGGCUGUCCUCAUGUUCUCUCACCUCCAGAUGUUGCUCAGCUCUCUCCUCAGCUCUCUCUGUUCCACACUCACAACUGACUGAACUGGAGAUGAAUGAGAUUUACCUGGAAGAUUCAGGAGUGACUGAGCUGUGUGAGGGACUGAGGAGCACUAACAGCAAAUUAGAGAAAUUGUGGAUAUACUCCUCAAAGAACAGUGAAAAUGUGAAAAGGUACCUUAAGUCACAACAGGAGGAGCUGUUCAGAUUAGGACGGCAGAUAGACAUCUUCGCAUGA
Molecule: messenger RNA, 3522 nt
Organism: Polypterus senegalus (gray bichir)
Lineage: Eukaryota; Metazoa; Chordata; Cladistia; Polypteriformes; Polypteridae
Product: NACHT, LRR and PYD domains-containing protein 3-like
Exons: 14
Coding region: 1-3522 (1173 amino acids)
Molecular function (GO): protein binding
Source: RefSeq, a predicted model, not a curated record